Molecule: messenger RNA, 549 nt
Organism: Triticum turgidum subsp. durum (durum wheat)
Lineage: Eukaryota; Viridiplantae; Streptophyta; Magnoliopsida; Poales; Poaceae
Source: the annotation of a GenBank genome assembly
AUGAGCCUGUCGCCGGCGCCGGAGGAGAGCUACGCGAGGCUCGGCAUCGGCUUCGGCUUCGGCCGGAGGUGGCGGCGGGCGAGGGGGUUCCGGCUCGGCGCGAGGAACCGGUUCUCGGUGCGGCGGCUGCGGGCCAAGCUGCUCACGUUCCUGGGCCUCGUCGGCCGCCACGCGCGCCACCUCGCCAGGAGGCUCUCCAGGAGAGGCGGCGGCUCCUGCCCGCGGAACGGCAGCGCGAGGACGCUCGUGGGCGGCAACGGGUCGCAGCGGUGGUGCCCCCCGGGCGGCGAGGCGGCGGCCAGCAAGCACAAGCAGCAGCAGCAGCAGGCGCCGAGGAGGGCGGCGUCGUUCAUGCGGACCAACUCCUUCUACGCGCAGGCCAUCGCCGAGUGCCUCGAGUUCAUCAAGCGCAAUUCCGUGCCGGUCGAGGACUACGGCAGCGCCGUGGUCGCCCGCGAGAGGUGUAAACACGUUGUGAAAUUUGAGUUGCGUGUGUUGAAAUUUUUGCGGGGCUGUGAUUACUUGGCCGGUGCACGACACUCCUACUAG